Messenger RNA from Vigna unguiculata (cowpea), 912 nucleotides. The record is from RefSeq and is a predicted model, not a curated record. Lineage: Eukaryota; Viridiplantae; Streptophyta; Magnoliopsida; Fabales; Fabaceae.
AUGGGUGAACCUCCUUUGAAUCUUGCAUGGAUGUAUGAUCGUUGUUAUAGUGGUAGAAGGGGAUUGAAGGAGUCUUUUGUCUUAGGCGUUGAAGAGUUUGUUCAAGUAGCAAGACAGUCUAGAUAUUUUAAACUUGAAGGUGUGAUUAGAUGCCCUUGCAUUAAGUGUGACUGUACAAGGAUUUUGACAUAUGAGAUUGUAAAAGUUCACCUUUAUAAAAAAAGGUUCAUACCAAAUUACUGGAUUUGGACAUUACAUGGUGAAGAUAUGCCAGUUGUUGAUUUAAAUGAAGGUGAUAAUUUUCUCCUUAGACAGGGUGUACAUACUGCUGAAAUGGAGCAAUUGUGUGACAUGGAAGAGAUGGUCAAUAACGCUUUAUGUCAAUUUCAAUCAAACCAACAACCCAACGACACUAACUUAGAAGAGUGUCCUAAUGAAUCCACACAAAGGUUUUAUAAUUUGUUGGCGGAGGCAAAUCAACCUUUAUUUGAAGGGGCAAGAGACUCUAAAUUGUCAGUAUGUGUUAGACUUCUAUCUUAUAAGUCUAAUUGGAAUAUUCCCAACCAAUGCUUAGAGGCUUUCACCAAACUUUUGUUAGAUCUCACACCACCAAAUAUGAGCUCGCCAAAGAGUUUUUAUGACUCUAAGAGGUUAGUAUCAAAGUUGGGAUUGAAGGCUAAGAAGAUUGAUUGUUGUGUGAGUGGUUGUAUGCUCUUUUAUGACAAUGAUAGUGGAAAAAGAGAUGCAGCAUUACUUGAAUGUAAAUUUUGUCACAAACCAAGAUAUCAUCCACUUCAUCAGGGAUUAAGGCGCAAAAAACCAAUUGUAGUUAAGUCAAUGUUCUAUUUGCCUAUAAUCCCAAGAUUACAAAGAAUGUUUGCUUCUAUGCAAACCGCACCACAUAUGACUUGA